Molecule: messenger RNA, 264 nt
Organism: Clonostachys solani
Lineage: Eukaryota; Fungi; Ascomycota; Sordariomycetes; Hypocreales; Bionectriaceae
Source: the annotation of a GenBank genome assembly
AUGCUGUGCUGGACUAUAGGAGAGACCGAAAUAGGUUCUAGGGACCAGGAUGGAUUUGAUUCUGAAAAUGUGGUUGUAGCUAAGGUUGAGGUUGUAGCUGAGGUUGAGGUUGAAGUUGAGGUUGAGGUUGAGGUUGAAGUUAAGGUUGAGGUUGAGUAUAGUCCUAGGCGAACAUAUUCAGCUGUGGCUGAUUAUGAGCCUGGAAUUAUAUCCCAGAUUGAGAUUAAGAGUUUAGAUGAAGCUUAUAUUGUAUCUCAGGGAUAG